This is a messenger RNA of Ruditapes philippinarum (Manila clam), 1545 nucleotides long. RefSeq names its product protein FAM221B-like. NCBI's taxonomy places the organism in Eukaryota, Metazoa, Mollusca, Bivalvia, Venerida, Veneridae. The record is from RefSeq and is a predicted model, not a curated record. Bases 15 to 962 code for a protein of 315 amino acids. The transcript is spliced from 7 exons.
UACGAAAAAACAAGAUGAGUAAGAAACAACCAACAGGGAAGAUGGCUGUAGGCUCUAAAAAGCCAGCACCUGGAGCUGCCUCAAGUAAAGCUGUAGUCCCAAGAGGGUCUGGAACUAUGGUUCCCAAGGGUAUGCCUGGACCUAUUGCAAUGAAAAAACAGGAUGGAAUGCUUGUACCUGAGGGAUAUACAAUGAGGAAAAUUGAACCGGCCAAAAACUAUGAUGUGGAAUCAUUUGCACGUGCUAUGAACCCAGAUUUUGCUCCACGGUUGAAACAACUCUUUGAUCCAGAAACAGAAGCAGCUGUCAGGGCACAACAGACAGGUAUUUAUAUUGGAUGGAGAUGUCCUGAUUUCAAACAUGACUGUCAACGGGUGAAUGACAUGUCCAAAUGUUUCUGUGGUCAUCUCUUGGGAGAACAUGGCAAAUAUACUGGAAAGAGUGUGCUGGUUCCCUGUAAACAAGGAGGGUGUAAGUGUAAAGGUUUUGCCUGGAUCCCAUCUCGAGCAGAGGAUGUGGGAGAGUUCUGGAUGCAAAGGCGAAGAAAUUUUGAUCCAUCUACAUGGAGAGCUAAAUGUAAAUGUAAACAUACACAUGAACAGCAUGAACCGGCUGGUAUGAGGAGAUGUAAAACAGGUUGUGGUUGUGGACACUUUAUCUCCAACUUUUUGUGUGCCGCGUGUGAUAAACAUUGGGAGGAUCAUGAAACUUUCUUCGAGACAGAAGAUGUUAGAGCUGCUAAUGGUCUUCCUGUUGGUGAGAUGUACUUGCCAUUUGCCGAGAUGCCACACUUACGUAACAUAGCUCUCACUGGUGACGAGGAAGAUGAUUCCAGAUAUCUGGCUCUCACACAUGGCGAGGGUUCGAUACCCAGACAGAGACAAAUUACCAGUGGAAAUGAUGCUCCAUUCCCAGGACAAGGAGCCAGUACAAAAUCAGGGUUCAAACCUGUAUAUGAUUAGAAAAUGUGAUACAUUUUGAUAUAAACUAAAAAAACAAAAAAGAAUUAUGUUAGGGUAGUGCUUGAACAUUGUUAUAUGAAGGAAUAAAGCUUAAAUAUGUAGAGAUAUAUACAUUGCUGUAGGACAGUGCUUCUUGUAUAGCUUGAAUUGAUCAUCAGCUCACUGUAUGAUGAAAGCUAAUUCCAAUGACUAUUGGUAUGUGUAAUUUAAAUAAAUAUUUCAUCAUUGAAUAUUCUUCAUACUAAGGAAGAACUAACAGCUGUAACAACUCCAUUAAAGGCACAUUUUGCCUCAGAAACGAAUAAAUGUGUACACCUUUAGAAAGCGCAAAUAUGAGUUGUAUAAUAUUUGAAUAAUAGUUCAAGAGCAUGUUAGAUGCUUCUUACCUGAAAAAGGUAGCGCUAAUUGUGAAAUUAUUAGUCCUAAAAGUAGCAAAAUGUAAACAAAGUAGUAUUUUGACGUCCAUGCAGAAUACGAAAUUACUUGAAUGUAUUUAUUGCUAAAAAGCAAAUGAUUUACAAAAUGAUUCUGAUAAUUUCCCAACAAUCAUUUUUUGGAACUUUAAAGGUACACCAAAAAUGGA